CAGUUAAUGACCUUUCUUUGCUUGUGACCGGCCUUGCUGGAAGUGGACAAUAGAGGGCCGGGUAACACCGUGACUUGAGGAAAAUCAUUUUUGUAUUUUUGGGCAAAGAAUAUUUUGAUCAUGGAUUUUACUUACCCAAUACAAGAAUCUGCAGAAGGAAGACAGCAUAGAUUUUCUCCUUAUGCAAUGAAUGGAGGGACGGUGCUGGCCAUUGCUGGUGAAGACUUCGCAAUAGUGGCAUCAGACACCAGGCUUAGUGAGGGAUUCUCCAUUCACAGUAGGAAUCAACCAAAAACAUACAAACUAACUGAUACCACUGUCCUAGGAUGUGCUGGUUUCCAUGGCGAUUGCCUCACCUUAAACAAAGUUUUAGCUUCAAGGUUAAAGUCUUAUGAGUAUACCCAUCACACCAAGAUGAGUUGCAGUGCUGUAGCUGCCAUGUUGUCCACAAUCCUUUACUAUCGUCGAUUUUUCCCAUAUUAUGUCUACAAUAUCCUUGCUGGAAUUGAUGAUGAAGGUAAAGGCUGUGUAUACAGUUUUGAUCCUAUUGGUUCUUAUGAGAGAGAGACUUUCAGGGCAGGGGGCUCAGCCAGUUCUAUGCUCCAACCAUUAUUGGAUAAUCAGAUUGGAUUCAAGAACCAGGAAGGAGCUGAUCAUGUACCCCUUAGUAAAGAAAAAGCCAUCGCACUAGUCAAAGAUGUCUUUAUCUCAGCAGCUGAAAGGGACAUAUAUACUGGUGAUGGAAUCAUCAUCAAUGUCAUCGAUAAAGAUGGAGCCAAGGAGGAGAGGUUCCCACUCCGACGGGAUUGAGAUUUACCUUAUUCUUCACUGAACUAUCUAUAUGUACUGUGUGCAACAGUGUUAACAAAACUUUCUUAUUUUUUGUAAUGUUUCAAUAACAAUAAAGCUGCUCUGCCCUAUGUGUAGACAAAAUAUGUGUGGUAAAAUAAAAUCUUGUUUCCAGUGUUUUUCAAAAGGUCACUAUGUCUUGAAUAUAGUAAUACAUACACACAUUUUGUUUUCUAUGCCAGUCUAGUAGAUUCUUGACUUGAUAUAUGCACAAACCUUCUGCGAUGUUUAUUGCUUCUUAAAAUCUUUCAUUGAAUACUUCUUUAUCAUUGUUUUUUUUUAGUAGUGUUUUCGCAUACCCACUACAAAUGUCCCUUUAAAUCUGACAUCAUCAGAGUUUGUCAUGCUUGAUCAUUAGUUUGCCUCAUUUUUAUGCAGAAGGCUAUUUUAGACUACAAUAACAUAAAAAAUCAUAUUAUUAGCAUUAUAAAAUAAUACAAGUUUUAAAAUAAACUAAUAAGAAUAUUACUGGAAAAAUAUUGGUGUAGGCUGAAACUGGAAUAUUGUCUUGUCAAGUUGUCAUAUCUAUAUCAGUAAAUACAAUUUGGUAGUCUGAUUAUGACAUGGCUUAUUAUUUCUAUUUGUCCAAAAAAAAAAAAAAAAAAAACCUUGGCAGUGGCUUAUUUAUGGAACAAGCAUUGCAUUUCACAAUAUAUUUCUGUCAAUAAUUUUUAAUAAAAAUAUUGUUUUUAUUGUCUUUAACACGAAUUGGAAUAAAAUUAUCUGUUGAAAUAUUA
Molecule: messenger RNA, 1586 nt
Organism: Anneissia japonica
Lineage: Eukaryota; Metazoa; Echinodermata; Crinoidea; Comatulida; Comatulidae
Product: proteasome subunit beta type-1-B-like
Exons: 6
Coding region: 121-810 (229 amino acids)
Cellular component (GO): proteasome core complex
Source: RefSeq, a predicted model, not a curated record